UACCGCUCGCUGGGUACGAGGUUCGACGCCUUGGCGCAAGGUUGAACAACAAAGCAAAACGUUGCCUGAUCAUGAUGAUCGUGUGACCCAGCCAAGAAACUCUGUUGUGGGUCAUCAUCAUCAGGCAGUGGUUGUUGUUUGUAGUUCUCCUUGUGUGUCUUCCCUCUACGGGACUCUAACGAAGGCACGUGUGUGAUGCUGAGAGCGGAUUACUUCCACGGACAUUCAAGGGAGCGGCCUCGCUGUGUUUUCAAGCAUCAGAGCAUGGCUGUUGGAGAAGACAUUCAAGAGCACAAGCAUGACGAAGACAGACAGGUCCAGUCUGCCAUCGAGCAUCUCGUUGCGACGGGGGUAAUGCCGAAAACAAGAAUCGACAACUUCGACACUUUCUGCAAUGUUGUUUUGGCAUACGAAUCUCGACUACAGGAGUCGCAACAUGAUGCGCAGUGCCCAGUCAGGUCACACGCACAAGCUGGCGAAAGUAGUGAUUCCGAGGCUGCGGCAAGUCCACGAACAUCGGAGCAAAGCGAGGAUGCGGAAACCGUAGACGAAGACAUCGAGUACCCACCUGGUCAUGAAUCCUUUGAGAACGUAACAUGCUUUUGUGGGAAGCCGUUUGCAGGGCGGCCCAUGAUUGAGUGCUCGUCUUGCCUCAUUUGGCUGCACAUGUCCUGCGCUAAAGUUCGUCCCAGCAAUGUCCCUGACGUCUGGACGUGUCAGACUUGCAAGGAAAUAAAUCCCCGGAAACGUGCUCGCCUGUCUCGCGGCAGCGAUUCCCUGUCAUCACUGCCCUCACCAUCAUAGGAUGCCUGCGUGUAAGACGGCAGAAUGUCCUUGUUUUGAUCCACUAGCCCUUGUCCCUUCUUAGUCUGCUCUCCUUAGUACAGUAGCCAUUGCUUCCAUUAGCCGGCUAACCCCUUUAGUUCAUAACCCCUUUCCCCGUGUGACGUGUGUAGACGCUAGCAAAAGUAAUAAUACCCAUUGCUACUGCUGCUCUUUUGAGUGAGUAUAUCUCGACUAGGAAAUGUAUGUGUGUGCGCGCGCGUGUGUGUGUGGUUUGUGUGUGCGCGUAUGUGGUAUGCAAGUGCAUAAAUGCUUGCUAACCUGUGUCCAUAUUCCAUCGACUGGGAUAUUGUCACUUUUGAGGAUCAUUUGAGGCUGGAACUCUUUCUGUCUUCCUUUUAUUGCAUAUUUGAUGAUGAUUGCUACAGUAUGUGUUGACUUAGAUCACUGCGACAAUGCUACUGCUACUGCCGUGUGUCUUGACCGAAAAUAACCAGACCUUAGCCCAUUAUUCAUAGCACUGCUGACUUUUUAUCCUGCCUGCACCGUCCAACGUUCCAACAUCUCCAUUUUAUUCUUCAGGAGCGCUUUGGCUUUUAACCUACCUCUACUGGCUGUGUUUCUCGUGAUUGUGUCACAGCUUUUGUUCUUUUGCUAGCUCUAACUCUCUGUGUUCAGUUUGUACACGGGCCGGUUUGUGUCUUCUAGUAGAACACUUAGAUGCAUGUCUUCUGAUUUGCUUUCUCCUCUCUUCCUGUGCUCUCAACACAGUCUUGUUUUCACAUGUUUUCCUCUCUAUGCUUCUCACCUUAUUCUCAUCUCUCUACACCAAAACAUAACCACUUGAGUCCAAAGAUUGACGAAAAGAAUAAUGGAAAAACUGCUUUUUUUAAACAA
This is a messenger RNA of Sycon ciliatum, 1680 nucleotides long. Its product is annotated as PHD finger protein 23B-like. The record is from RefSeq and is a predicted model, not a curated record. NCBI's taxonomy places the organism in Eukaryota, Metazoa, Porifera, Calcarea, Leucosolenida, Sycettidae. The transcript has 6 exons. Gene Ontology annotation, cellular component: nucleus. The coding region runs from base 196 to 804 and encodes 202 amino acids.